ACUGCUCGAUUCAGUUAAUUGCAGCCCAAGGAUGUGUCUGCAUUGCUGUUCUUACUAAUCAGUGCCACCACCGUGUUUUAUUAAUAACCGUAUUCCGUGUGAUAACACCGUUUUCCCCAAAUUGUGACGCAUCCUUUAUCAGCUUGGCGGUUUUAAUUUCGAGUAAUUGACUCAUUUUGUCCAAUUUCUUUCAAUCACCAACCGAUUUAUUAAUUAUACUAAGCUCGGACGAAAUGGACGUGACUCGAAAUCCGUACGCCGAAUUCGAUGCUCUCUUGGCCGAUCUUCAAAACACCGUGUCUCCGGGUGGCGGGAGCAGCUCCGGUUACGGGUCCUUGAAUGCGUCCAGGGAUGGACGACAAUCGGGGGCUGAAAGUCCAGCCUCAAGAGUCGAUUCGUAUGGUGUUAGAUCGGGUACUUAUGGCAAGACCCAACCGACUUCUGGAGCCCGCACUCCGGGGUACGGGUACGGUUCCGGGCCCGGAGCCGGCGAGAAACGCACUUUUAAUAACAAUCUGUCCGAGCUCGAUACGCUCUUGCAGGACUUGAGCAAUUCGCGUUAUGGCAACAUUUCCGAAAAUGGAAUGAAUGGAACUUUGAACGGAAGUACUUACAACGGCUCGGGCGGCUUGAGCCCCCAUUCGCGUCCCUCGAGCGCCCAAAGUACUUUGAACAGACGCACAGUCGAUAGUCUUUUGGAGGAAUUAAAUCCCGGUGAAGUGAUUUAUGCUGGUCCGAAAAAAGUGACCAUCACUGUGAAAGAAACAAAAACCGAGACGGGUUAUCCCGGUGAAACCGAACUGAUUUCAUCCCACAUCAGCACGUCUACGGCCCCUGCAGCCUCAACGGCCACCCGAGAGCUCGACGAUUUGAUGGCGAGUCUGUCCGGCAUCAAGGUGAACCAGGGCCAGCCCCAGCACCAGACGGUCACCGACUCGCAGUACGCGCGCCCCACGAAAGCGACGCAGUCCCACAGCGCCCCCAAGCAGAACUUGGACUCUAUGCUCGGCAACCUCCAGGCGGACAUGAGCCGACAAGGGGUCAACACCAGCCAGAAGGGCUGCUGCAGCGCCUGCGACAAGCCCAUCGUCGGGCAGGUCAUCACCGCGCUGGGCAAGACCUGGCACCCGGAGCACUUCACCUGCGCCCACUGCACCCAGGAGCUGGGCACGCGGAACUUCUUCGAGCGCGACGGGAAGCCCUAUUGCGAGCCGGACUACCACAACCUUUUCAGUCCGCGCUGCGCCUACUGCAACGGGCCUAUUUUGGAUAAAUGCGUGACCGCGCUGGAAAAGACGUGGCACAUGGAACACUUCUUCUGCGCGCAAUGCGGCAAGCAGUUCGGGGAAGAAGGGUUCCAUGAGCGCGAAGGGAAGCCCUACUGUAGGGACGAUUACUUCGACAUGUUCGCCCCCAAGUGCGGGGCGUGCAAUAGGGCCAUCAUGGAGAACUACAUCUCGGCGCUGAACGCGCAAUGGCACCCCGAUUGCUUUGUGUGCAGGGACUGUCGCCAGCCGUUUAUAGGUGGCUCCUUCUUCGACCACGAAGGUCAGCCGUACUGCGAGACCCAUUACCACUUGAAACGUGGUUCGCUGUGUGCCGGUUGCCAUAAACCGAUUUCCGGCCGUUGCAUCACAGCCAUGUUUAGGAAAUUUCAUCCGGAGCAUUUCGUUUGUGCAUUUUGUCUCAAGCAGCUAAAUAAGGGCACUUUCAAGGAACAGAAUGAUAAGCCAUAUUGUCAUACGUGUUUCGAUAAACUUUUCGGCUAAUUGAAUUCUUCAUCUUCUUAAUUGUCUCUUAAGUUUCAUCAAAAACCAACUUGUAUUUAUAUCUAAAUGUUAGUUAGACUUAUGAGUCAAGUAGGUUUGCUUAAUCCAUUAAUGACUUAUUAUUACGAACAGAAAUCUUUUAAUUCCAUACUGUUUUUUCUUAUUUUUUUUUCUUUUCAGAACACGUAUGAUGCACUCGUUGUAUUUUGCAUUUCAAUAAUUAAUUACAAGUUGCCAUUUUAUUUUUUAUACUUUUAUUAAUUUUAAUCAAGGUUGUUAAUUCGUACUGUAAUUAUUUUGUAACAAAAACUAAUUUUAAAUAUAAUUAUUAUAUAUUUAACGUGUGAAAUAAAGUGGAUCAUCUAGUGA
Molecule: messenger RNA, 2138 nt
Organism: Tribolium castaneum (red flour beetle)
Lineage: Eukaryota; Metazoa; Arthropoda; Insecta; Coleoptera; Tenebrionidae
Gene: Pax
Product: Paxillin
Exons: 8
Coding region: 234-1769 (511 amino acids)
Biological process (GO): muscle structure development; heart development; actin cytoskeleton organization
Cellular component (GO): stress fiber; adherens junction; Z disc
Molecular function (GO): muscle alpha-actinin binding; actin binding
Source: RefSeq, a predicted model, not a curated record